Molecule: messenger RNA, 5477 nt
Organism: Ficedula albicollis (Collared flycatcher)
Lineage: Eukaryota; Metazoa; Chordata; Aves; Passeriformes; Muscicapidae
Gene: USP20
Product: ubiquitin specific peptidase 20
Exons: 24
Coding region: 27-2762 (911 amino acids)
Biological process (GO): protein deubiquitination
Molecular function (GO): cysteine-type deubiquitinase activity; zinc ion binding
Source: RefSeq, a predicted model, not a curated record
CCCUCCUCACAUGAGUGUUGGUGAAAAUGGGGGAUACAAGGGACAUCUGUCCUCACCUGGAUUCCAUAGGAGAGGUGACCAGGGAUGAUCUGCUGCUCAAAUCCAAGGGAACUUGCCAGUCUUGUGGAGCUGUGGGACCAAACCUCUGGGCUUGUCUUCAGAUUGGUUGUCCUUAUGUUGGUUGUGGGGAGUCCUUUGCUGACCACAGCACACUUCAUGCACAGGCCAAGAAGCACAACCUGACAGUGAACCUGACCACGUUCCGCGUGUGGUGCUAUGCCUGUGAGAAGGAGGUGUUCCUGGAGCAGCGCCUGGCCGCUCACCCGCCCUCUCCCCCCGCCAGGUUCCCUGAGCCGGAUUCUCCUUUGCCUGCACACCCUCUGAAAGCUGUUCCAAUUGCAGUGGCUGAUGAAGGUGAAUCUGAAUCAGAGGAUGAUGACCUGAAACCAAGAGGCCUUACUGGAAUGAAAAAUCUUGGGAACUCCUGCUACAUGAAUGCAGCACUUCAGGCUCUCUCAAACUGCCCACCUCUCACACAGUUUUUCCUGGAAUGUGGUGGUCUGGUCCGUACGGAUAAGAAACCUGCCCUGUGCAAGAGUUACCAGAAGUUGGUGUCCGAGGUUUGGCACAAGAAACGCCCGAGUUAUGUUGUUCCAAGCAGUCUAUCCCAUGGAAUCAAGCUUGUCAAUCCCAUGUUCCGGGGCUAUGCACAGCAGGACACCCAGGAGUUCCUGCGCUGCCUGAUGGAUCAGCUCCAUGAAGAACUGAAGGAACCAGUUGUUGCAGAGACGAGGGAUUUGGACACCAGUGACCAGGAGGACAAGCGGGAGGGCGACCGAAGCCCUUCAGAGGACGAGUUCCUCUCCUGUGACUCCAGCAGUGACAGGGGCGAAGGAGAGAGCCAGAGUCGGACCUCAGGGAGCAUGGGCAGCAGCUCCCUGGCAGAGACAGAGCUGCUGAUCCAGGAUGAAGCAGGGAGAGGGAUCUCAGAGAAGGAGAGGAUGAAGGACAGAAAGUUCUCCUGCAGCCAUCGGCGCAGCAACUCGGAGCAGGUGGAUGAGGAUGCAGAUGUUGACACUACAAUGAUGCCAGUCGAUGGCAGAGCCUCACCUGAGAUGCUGCCAGCUCCCUGUCCUGCCAGCCCAUGUAGGACACCAGAACCUGACAAUGAUGCCUAUGUGCGCUGCUCCUCACGCCCUUGCAGCCCAGUCCACCAUGAAAUGCACUCCAAGCUCUCCAGCAGCCCUCCCCGCUCCAGUCCUGCCAGGCUUGGACCUUCCUACAUACUCAAGAAAGCCCAGAUGCAGGCUUCUGGGAAGAAGAAGAAGGAGCUCCGUUACCGCAGUGUGAUUUCCGACAUCUUCGACGGCUCCAUCCUCAGCCUGGUGCAGUGCCUCACCUGUGACAGAGUUUCUACAACAGUGGAGACAUUCCAGGACCUGUCACUCCCAAUCCCAGGGAAAGAGGACUUGGCCAAGCUGCACUCUGCCAUCUACCAAAACGUGCCAGCCAAGACAGGGGCAUGUGGGGACAACUAUGCCUCCCAAGGCUGGAUUGCUUUCAUCAUGGAGUAUAUCCGGAGAUUUGUGGUGUCCUGUAUCCCUAGCUGGUUUUGGGGUCCCGUGGUGACUCUGGAGGAUUGCCUUGCUGCCUUUUUUGCGGCAGAUGAGUUGAAGGGGGACAACAUGUACAGCUGUGAACGGUGUAAGAAGCUACGGAAUGGAGUCAAGUACUGUAAAGUCCUCCGGCUCCCAGAGAUCCUUUGCAUCCACCUGAAGCGGUUCCGGCACGAGGUGAUGUAUUCCUUCAAGAUCAACAGCCACGUCUCCUUCCCCUUGGAGGGGCUGGAUCUGAGACCUUUCCUGGCCAAGGAGUGCGUGUCCCAGAUCACCACCUACGACCUCCUGUCAGUCAUCUGUCACCACGGCACUGCUGGCAGUGGCCACUACAUUGCCUACUGCCAGAACGUGAUCAAUGGCCAGUGGUACGAGUUCGAUGACCAGUACGUCACCGAGGUCCACGAGACCGUGGUGCAGAAUGCAGAAGCCUAUGUGCUGUUCUACAGGAAGAGCAGUGAGGAGGCUGUGCGAGAGCGGCAGAAGGUCGUGUCCCUGGCCAGCAUGAAGGAGCACAGUUUGCUCCAGUUCUACAUCUCUCGAGAGUGGCUCAAUAAAUUCAACACCUUUGCUGAGCCUGGGCCCAUCACCAACCACACCUUUCUGUGCUCCCAUGGAGGGAUCCCUCCUAAUAAAUACCAUUACAUUGAUGACCUGGUUGUGAUUCUGCCCCAAAACGUGUGGGAAUAUCUCUACAACAGGUUUGGGGGUGGCCCUGCUGUGAACCAUCUGUACGUGUGCUCCAUCUGCCAAGUGGAGAUCGAAGCGCUGGCCAAGCGCCGGAGGAUCGAAAUCGACACCUUCAUCAAGCUGAACAAGGCUUUCCAGGCAGAGGAGUCUCCAAGUGUCAUCUACUGUAUCAGCAUGCAGUGGUUCCGGGAGUGGGAGGCCUUUGUCAAGGGCAAGGAUAACGAGCCUCCUGGACCAAUUGACAACACCAAGAUUGCCCUCACGAAACCAGGUGGCCACGUGCAAGUCAAGCAGGGUGCUGACUACGGGCAGAUCUCUGAGGAGACCUGGGUUUAUUUAAGCACCCUCUAUGGAGGGGGCCCUGAGAUUGCCAUCAGACAGAACGUGGCCCAGGUGCAGGAGCUGGAAAACCUGCACGGGGAGCAGAAGAUUGAAGCAGAGACACGUGCAGUGUGAUCUGGGGCAGGGCAGGGACGGCACAGGUGUUAAGAAAGGGCAUUAGAGACUUUUGCUGGGGAUGAUGAAAUUUCAUGGGAUGCACAGUCCACGCUGCUGGGCAAGAUUAGUAAAUCCAAGCAGAGUUUUUAUAAACCAGUCACAUAUUUAGUUCUUCAGCGUUUGCCAAAGGUAAAUUCUACAAAAAUUAUUCAUUACCCUGAAUAACAGCAGCAGAAUAAAUGUGUGCAGACUAUGAGAUAUGACUGUCACUAUUUCUUAAAUAAGUUUUAUGAUCCAGGCUUUUGGGAACUACUUGCCAAGUUUAUAAAAACUCCAUACAUGGUCUUUUAAUAAAACUUAUUAAAUCAGGAAUCAAUCAGUCAGCUAAAGCUAAUGCUCCUUCUACAGCACAAUUUAGAAACACAGACAUUGCAAUUGUUCCAAUAUUCCACAGAGGCUGACAAUAAUAUACUGUCCACCCAGAUUAAAUAUAGAAAAGCAAACUUUGAUCUAAUUUGUACAUAGAUGGCACAACAAUAGGUGAAAAUGAAUUCUUAGCUGCUGAUUCAACAGUGCAUUGGACAUGAGAAUAAAAAUACUGCAGCUAAAAAUAUUGUAAGGAUAUUUUUGCACACCUGUUAAUUUUUCAACCCUUUAGAUCCCCUGGCAGGUGGAGACCACAAAGCCUUGGCACAAAGCUACAGGUGCCAACCACGGGGAUCCCAUUCUGCUCUUGAUCUGAACAGCUCAGUGAGCACAGCAGCAGCAGUGGUAAGGCAGUGAUUUAUGGAUUCUGACCCUCCAGUGCUGCACAGAACAGCCCCAGCAUUGGAGCUGCCUGUGCUCAGCACAUUUGGGUUGGGUUUAAAUCACAAACCUUCUGCUGGUUCAUGCUGGCAACUCUUAAGCACCAAUCACACAACAGCUACAGGAUGAACUGUAGCACCAAGGGACUUUGUAAAAACAAAAGUUGGUAUCUAAAUGGAGAGAGAGGGACAGAAUUAUGAACACCACACAUAACCCAGCACAAAAAUCACUUCAUCCCCAACAUGGAGAGUCUGAGAUUCUGGGAUGUGUUUUGAUAUGCUGACCCUGGAGGACAGCCCAGCAGGCAGCAAAACAACACUCACCUGCCUGCAAACAAACCCUGAGGUUUCAUUUUGGGGUCACUGCCCAUAGUGGCUUCCAUGUAAAAUUUCUCAUCUUGUGGGGAUUGUACAGAACAUGCUGGAGUUGGACUAGAGCCAGUAGAUUCCCACAAAAGAGGUGUGGAUCCAUGAAUAAAUUUGGCCCUCAGGAGCUAUCGAGUGGCAACUGACUCUUGCAGGGCUCAAACAUGACCAUGACUGUAAAACCCAAACAAUGGUAACAAUUCAGGGGAAACCAAGUUAGAAUAUACAAGUUUGUGGAAGUUUAGAGAGGAAAUUGACCCUUUAUUAGGCAGUUGAAGUCCAGAUCAUGUGAUUUUUGGAGAUACUGUAGCUCUCUUACCACUGUAUGACAUGAUAAAGUGCAGAAUCACUUAUCCUACUUCUGCUUCAAACCAACCAUGUGAGAGCAGGGUGGUCACAAUUCCUGUCUGGCUGCUGGGUCCAGGUCCAGUCCACGACAAGAUGGGAGAAGGAAACAGUGCUGUUUCCUUUUUUUUUCUCCUUUCCUCUUUUAUUUAUCUAAAAAAACUCCAUUAUUCCAACAUGAACUGAUGAGAACGCACAGGAGGUCAUGCAAAAAGAGAAGGCAGGUCUGAAAUGCUGAAAAACAAACCAACCAAAAGAAAACUGCAGAGAGAUUAAACCAUGAGCCACAAAAUCAGGUGACCCUGAGGAAGGUGGGCGCAGGCAAGGCAACAGGGCGAGCAUGCAGGCUGAAACCAGAGCCAAACGGGGCCUGGGAGCAGCAGCAAGGGCUGCCAACCAAAAUGCCACUGUCUGUCUGUGUGUGUCUGUGUGUGUGUGAGGAACAGCAGGGACACAGGAGGGGGCAGAGAGAACAAGCAGGAAAACAAGUACAUACGUGAGCUUGAAGGGUUUCAGGAAACAGCAGGGUCAGAGGGGUUUAAUACUUGGAAUGAGCAUCAGCCUGGAUUUGAAAAAAGAGAAAUAAAGGCUGACAAGUAUUAGUGACCCUUUGGGGAAGCAGAAUGUUGAAUGAUGCAUGUGGAUCAGGUUUAAUAUUGACAAACUGAGAGCCCAGUCCAGCUGCUGUGACACUGUUCCCAGGGGAGGUUUUCUCCUUUCCACGCUCCCUGGUCUGGUGAGAGGAGCUGCAGGUUUAGCACUAAAGGCACCGUGUGAAAUGCUGAUGGACCAGAGUGUGCACCCAGAUGGACUGAGGGACAAGGGGACAGAAGACAGACCAGAACAUGCUUGGGACUCUCUGGCUACCCCCUGCAUCCAAGGGCAGCCAGCAGUUCCCUGGCAGAAGCUGGGAGGGAUUGGGUUGGGAGAAGUGUGUGUGAUGUUUGACAGAGGGGCCGUGCCAGGCUGGCAGAAGAGUGGGAGAGGCUGAUAAGGAAAUCAGAGCCACAAGUAGCAUGCCAUGGAAAAGAGCAAGCAUCUGAAUGGUACUGGGAUGGAAUUUAGGUCUGAAUUUUUCAAGUGGGAACUCCAGACAAGACUGGGAGUCUGGCUUUCCAUGGGUGUGUUUUAACUGCCUGCAGGGUAAACAGACCAUUGUGUUUCUCCUUCUGUGACAAGCUCGCCCCGAGGUUCUUGCACCAGCACAAACACCUUU